CCCGGUCAUUGGUUGCUUUAUUCUAACUAAAAGAGGAUGAGAUCAUCUGCAGCCAAUCAUGGAGUCGUUGCACCCCCGCUAGAGGCUUACACCUGCCUGGAGAGUCAAGGCGGAGAUGCUCUGCUGGGAUUCAGGGUCAGGCUGGUUGGAGGGGAAGCAGUAGCAGAGAUGACUUCAGCCUGCACGAGCAAAGCUAAGCUCAUGAUUUGAACAGAAGCAUCCAUAUUGUGUGUCUUCUUUCUAGCUGUGGAAUGAAAGACUGUCUACCAUUAAAAGCAUCUGAGGAAUCACCCACAAGGCUGCAAUGGAGGGUAGGAACACUCUGCAUGUGGUGGAACCAUGAGUCAAGUGUCCCUGAAACCCACCUCAGGCCUGGAAACCGAGUCCUGCUCUCGAGCACUGUCCCAGGCACAAGUAUAUCUGGAGCAGAUUCGGAACCGCAUGUCUCCUGAGAGCCCUGAUGUUCACGGGACAGGCAAGCGGGAUUACCUGGUGGACGCGGCCAAACAGAUCCGCCUGGCGCUCGAGCGGGACGUGAGCGAGGACUAUGAGGCAGCUUUCAACCACUAUAAAAAUGGGGUCGACGUGCUACUCAAUGGAGUGCAAGUUGAUCCCAACAAAGAGCGGCGGGAGGCGGUGAAGAGGAAGAUCACCAAGUACCUGAGGCGGGCAGAAGAGAUCUUUAACUGCCACCUGCAGAGGACGCUGGGGAACGGGACCAGCCCUGGCACGGUUCAGCUGGUCCAGGACCCUGCCACUGGGGGGACCUUUGUAGUGAAGAGUCUUCCCAAAUGCCACGUAGAGACCUGGAACCGUCCAACCAUCAUCCCCAAUGGCGUCCCCUACAUGGCCAAGCUUCUUCGCUACUCUGUGAGUGAGGACUCCAUCUUCUUGCACUUGGAGCACGUGCAGGGAGGAACUCUCUGGUCUCAUCUCCUCUCUCAGCCUAGACCCCAGGGAAUGGAAGCAUCCAGCAACUUAACCCAGCAGAAGCCCAGCUCUACCCAGGGUGAUCGCCGAGCGAAGGGGAAAGCUGGCCCUGGUCCCCCUGAUACUGGUCUCCUGACUCCGGUUCCACUUCCCCAGAAUCACACCCAACAGCUCAGCGUCGCAGCUGAGGCAGCACCCCAGCCCUCUGACAUUUCAUCAGGGGCUCAAGGCAGAGUUCCUGACCAUCAGAAAGGGUUAAAGGAUUUGAAGGAUCCUGACCUGAACCCUGGAAGCAAGGUAUCCAGUCCAUCCAGGGAAAUCCAGGUGUUCAGGUCCCAUGGAAUAUCAUCCUGUGAAGAUGCUUUUGGAAGACACAAAAUCAGGACAGAUGUUCCUUCCUCUGAACAGGACCCUCUGGCCUCAGAAGAUAUUACCUCACCUUCUGGCCUAGUUCCAAAGGCCCUAAGAAGGGACGAGGCAGUGACCAGCCGCCCAGGUCGGGGCAGAGGUCGGUCCCAUCAACAAGCCAGAAGGAGUACUAGGUGGAGUACCAACAGGGGGCCCCUGGGAGGUCUCUCCUGGAUCCGGGAGGGGGCAGGCCGGGUACUAGAGGGUCAUGGCACUGACCAGCACAAAGAGCUCCCAGGUCAGGACUGUCCACACGCCAACCGGGCCUGUCCAGGCCACAGGGGCGGAGCCUGGUGUGUGAAGGAAGAACAGGUCAAGCAGUGGGCAGCGGAGACCCUGGUGGCCCUUGAGGGUCUACAUCAACAGGGUGUGCUAUGCCGGGACCUCAACCCCAGGAACUUGCUGCUGGAUACCACUGGUCACAUCCGUCUCACCUACUUUGGCCAGUGGACUGAAGUGGAGCCCCGGUACUGCAGUGAAGCUCUGGAAAACCUGUACAGUGCCCCAGAGGUGGGCGGGAUUUCUGAGCUGACGGAAGCCUGUGAUUGGUGGAGCUUUGGGUCUCUGCUGUAUGAACUUCUAACUGGAAUGUCGCUGUCCCAGAACCACCCCUCUGGAAUCCACGUGCACACUAGGCUCCAUCUGCCUGAGUGGCUCAGUCGACCAGCUACAUCCCUGCUCACUGAGCUGUUACAGUUUGAUCCCGGCCGGCGCCUGGGUGCUGGAGGAGGAGGUGUCAACAAGCUCAAAUCUCACCCAUUUUUUAGCAACAUCCAGUGGAACAAGCUGGUGGGAUGAGGUCAAUAGCGGGGAGGCAGAGAGCCUCCUGGAAGACCCAGGUUGGCUUUCUGGGCUAGCAGAGUCCACAGGAGAACUCCAGUCCAAUGGGUCCAAGGCCUCAGCCUGAAACCCUGGGAUUCCUCAUGCCACCAAGUAGUCAAGCAUUUGGUGGAGGAGCUGAAUCCUGCAUCCUGCAUCCUGGAGGAGCACAGGCUUAGGUCUCUCUCUUAGGCCUUCGACUCCCCCCUCCCGUGAGUUUGUUUCACUUAAGGCCAUGGCUACUCAUUUCCCAUUUCUCAUUCCUACCCUGAAAUGAACCCAGGCAUGAUAAGACAGACCCACAGGGAACCUUGAAAUUGGAAAAUAUUGAAACUAAUGUAACCUAACCUCUGCCACUUAGUGGGUGUGACAUUGGGCAACUCACCACACUUCUCGAGCCUCAGUUUCCUCAUCUGUAAAACAAUAAUUACCUUGCCUACCUCAUAGAGUUAUCAUGAGGCUCAAAGGAGAUUUGUGGGAAGGUGUUUUGUAACUGUACAUCAUUAUAUAAAUAUAAGCAAUUACGAUAA
Molecule: messenger RNA, 2687 nt
Organism: Phascolarctos cinereus (koala)
Lineage: Eukaryota; Metazoa; Chordata; Mammalia; Diprotodontia; Phascolarctidae
Source: RefSeq, a predicted model, not a curated record